AUGAAGGCCCCCAUUCGAGACCAUGCCAUCUUUUGGGGCCAUCCCAUCAGCACUAUUGCUCACCUUGUGAUUUCAUCUUCAAAAGAUCGUCUAUUAGGCGCUUGCGAAUUGAAGCUAGAAGUAUAUCAGGAAUUAGGUGGUAAUAAUAAGAAUAUCACUUCAGUGGGGACUUUGUCGAUCAAUUUGUCAGAAUAUGCGAGUGCCGGAUUGGUGACAAGGAGAUAUUUACUGGAUCAAUGUAAAUUCAACUCGACACUAAAGUUGUCAAUUAAAGUCGACCAGAAAUCAGAUGCAUUAACAGAAUUCAAUACGUAA
Messenger RNA from Mycotypha africana, 315 nucleotides. RefSeq lists its product as uncharacterized. The record is from RefSeq and is a predicted model, not a curated record. The transcript has 2 exons. Bases 1 to 315 code for a protein of 104 amino acids. Lineage: Eukaryota; Fungi; Mucoromycota; Mucoromycetes; Mucorales; Mycotyphaceae.